GCGUAAUCAAAUUUUAGAUCCGGAUUCAAGUUCGAAAUGUAAACAGCUAUUGUAUUUGUUGUAGUGAAUUUUCGCGUGAAUGGGUGCGUCCCGGUGAAAUUUUCGUGAUGAAGAGAGUCAUUCUCUUCAGAAAUGGGUCUGGAGUUGAUGGAAAGGUACUCUUGGUAACACAUUCACUAGAAGAAGUGUUAGCAGGAGCAUCUCAAAAACUGGGCAUAAGAGCUACACACCUGUACACUCCACAAGGCGGACUUAUAGAUGACCUAAGGCUUAUCAGAGAUGAUGACAUCCUGUAUGUGUCUGAAGGCGAAGAUUUUGUACUCCCUCUGCAGCCUUGCCCGGGUGUAAGACCUCCGGGUCAUGUAGGAACAUCCCUCUCCCUGCAGUCGGUGGCUGGACCUUCUUUAACUUGUAGUGGAGUCUCCUCAACACACGAUUGGGUCACCCUUAAUGUUGGGGGCAGAGUCUUCACCACUACAAGAGCUACACUUGUUACCAAAGAACCUAAUUCUAUGCUUGCAAAAAUGUUCAGUUGCGAAGACAACCAUCUAUUACCCAGCAAUAGAGAUGCACAUGGAGCUUACCUCAUCGACCGAUCAUACACAUAUUUUGAACCAUUACUCAAUUUCCUGAGGAAUGGCACUUUAAUUCUCGAUCCAAGCAUAAACCCACAAGGUGUCUUGGAGGAGGCUCGCUUCUUCGGAAUAGAGUCGGCAGUUCCGCACCUGGAGGCACUGACUUGCGCACAGGAUGAAACUCCAGACGUUGAGCCGCUCACCAGACAUGAUGUUGUCAAAGCUUUAAUCUCCACACAUCAUAGAGAUGAACUUAGGUUCCAAGGGGUCAGUCUCAAACGAGCUGACCUCUCCAAGCUUGACCUCAGAAAUAUUAACUUCAAGUUUGCAGACCUCUCACAGUGCAACUUGUCAGGUGCAAACCUGAAUGGUUGCUGCUUGGAGCGUGCAAAUCUGUGUGGGGCGAAUUUAGAAGGUGCCCAGCUACUUAAUGUCCGCCUUCUCUGUGCAAAUCUUGAGUCUGCAAAUCUCCGUUCUUGUAAUUUUGAAGAUCCUGCAGGAACUCGCUCAAACUGUGAAGGUGUAAAUCUCCGAGGAGCUGUGCUAGAAGGCAGCAUGUUGGCCGGUGUAAACCUACGCGUUGCAACAUUAAAAAAUGCAAAUCUGAAGAAUUGCGAUUUACGUGGUGCUGUCCUUGCUGGUGCUGACCUAGAGAACUGUGACCUCUCUGGAAGCGACCUACAAGAAGCUAACCUACGGGGGGCGAACUUGAAAGAUGCGGCAUUUGAACUCAUGCUGACGCCUUUGCACAUGUCCCAGACAAUGACGUGUGAUCUGUAACUGUGUAGGGCCUGCAGCUCCAGCUGACUAUCAACUGCCAGAUUGAUUUUGAGGAAGGAAGCUUAAUUGGUGUUGGGUACAUGCACUGUCCACUAUGGUUUAAUUCAUUAUUUUUUAUUUAUUAUUAUUUUUUUUUACACACAAAUGGCUCCAGAAGGAAGAAAUCAGUUAUAGGCCUACUUGAUCUCUCCUAAUUUACCCCAUUCUUAGAAUUUUCAGGAAAAGUAGAUUAUUUUAUAUCUAUUGACGUUAUUAUUCAUAAUGUUAUCAUCAUUGUUAGCACUGUGAAAUGGUCAACAAUAACAUAAAAAAAAAUUAUCCUAAAAAAUUUGAGGCAUAGGGUAAACAGGUAAGUCAAAUAAACUAAGUAGUUCUAGAUCCUUCUAUGUGUAAGAAAAAAAAAAGAAAAAAAAAAAACAUAGUGGACAGUGCAUGUAUACAAUGGCUGCUAGUGUCAGUGUAUUUAAAAGUGAUGGUAUAAUUCCUUUGCCAGUUUGAAUUAUUUUGCAUUUAGCUUUAAGUGAAGCAUUUUCAGGCAUUGCUGUUACUCUAGUAUGAUUAUUUAACCAGCAGUCACAUAGUGCUUCUAUGAUACUAAGAAUAUAACCUUGAGAUUUGUAAACAAGUGUUUGUGUGUAAAGUGUCAAGUGAGACAAUUUAUAUGUAUUUCUUUUUAAAAAUACAUGAGUUCACAAGUAACAGUAAAGUUCUGUCAAUGAGAACAAUUUGAUUAUAAUUUUAUGACUGAAAAGCCAUGAAAGAAAACUAUUCAAUUUUACCUGUUGUCACUUGUGAUGUAUGUGUGUAUGUAGAACUGCAUGUCAGAAUAGAAGUGAACAAUAGUUUAUGACAAAUGGAAUACUGUAAUCUAAAUAGGCAGUUAUCCAUUUUAUAAGUAUAUUCUGGUGCUAAAACCUAAGUUCACUUUUGAUUUUUAAAGUCAAACUGAGUGUGAGAGACUGAUAUUGAGUUAAUAACACUAUCCAUAUAUCCCAUAUAUAUUUUUGUUACAAGUAUUAUGUACAUGACGACAUGUAUGCUACAUUCAUUACUACUGCCAUUUUACCAUGUUAUAAGUCAUUGCUUUUAUUUAUGUUGUAUUUGUGCCAUAUACAGUGAUAUGAAAUAUUGUGCACAAAGUGGAUGUUCUACUGAGUUCAACAACUCAUAUUUGUUCUACAAUAAAACUAAAAAAAUCAGUA
Penaeus vannamei (Pacific white shrimp) is the source of this 2557-nucleotide messenger RNA. Its product is annotated as BTB/POZ domain-containing protein KCTD9. Gene Ontology annotation, biological process: protein homooligomerization; intracellular signal transduction. The record is from RefSeq and is a predicted model, not a curated record. Lineage: Eukaryota; Metazoa; Arthropoda; Malacostraca; Decapoda; Penaeidae. Gene Ontology annotation, molecular function: protein binding.